AUGAUUAUUGGAAUGAUCGAAGUUUAUAAAGAAGUUAGUGCUUUAAAUAGCCUUAUUUUUGAAGAAAGAGAAUUUCUCACUACCCUCCAGCUUUAAAAAUGAGCUAAACAAAUUAGAAAAAUCUCUAUUAGGGAAAUAACACUGCUUUAGAAAAAGGGAAAAAUUUUUUAAAUCUUUUUUGACAUAUAUAACUUAAAUUCUUAUAUUGAGACCGCUAGCUUAUUCUAUUAUAUUUUAGAUAGCUUGCAUUCUUAAACAUAGACUUAUAAAUUAAACGAAAAAAUUUAGCUUAUUCUUAAAGGGGAGAUUAGGAUUAGUAUUGUUAGAGACAGACGUUAGCCAUAUUGUUGAUACAGUCACCAAAUAUCUCCCACAGAGAAGGUUCAUCAGCUUUUUGACAAAAUGCUCAGUCUGUCUAGAUGCAAUUGGUAUAGUUGUUUUCUGCUUACCUCGAAGCUACAGUUUUGAAAGGGUGGCUUAUAGAUUUUGGGACCCCAAGACAGCGAUUGGGAGUAACCCUGAUUUCAGGGAUUAGGUCCUUGGAGUCUAUUGGCUCCAGAGUGCCUUUCUUUGACAGCUAUAGGAAAAAAACUGUUUCUAUAUGGUCAGGGCCAAUCUCCUGGCUUCUCGCUUGAGAAUGCUGAGGCAUCAGAAGGACAUUGCUGUGGUAUAUUCAUAUAUACCAUGGGAACGCAGCCAAAACCUACCCAGAUACACGUUUUGCUGAAGUUACAGUAUUUCUCGGCUUGGAGUCCGUUCCACUUCAUGGCGGCCUUAAUUUCGGACUGUUGUGUGAAGAGGGCAGGCUGACAUAUGCUGGCAUUUUAUUGUAUAUCCUCUUAAAAGGGGGGAAUUAGAAUGCUAAUUAUAUUAUCUGAUUGUAUAAACUCUAUGCGUUUUUAUAUAGCAAUUUGCAUUUCAUAUGCAAACAUAAUUCAAAUUUGCAAAAAAAUUAUUACAUGAGUAAAAUAUGCUACAUGCAAUAUCAAAUAUAGAAUAUCGGAUAUAUUCUCCAAUAAAUCAACUUGCUUAGGGCAAUAUAAAUAA
This is a messenger RNA of Blepharisma stoltei, 1047 nucleotides long. The record is from the annotation of a GenBank genome assembly. Lineage: Eukaryota; Ciliophora; Heterotrichea; Heterotrichida; Blepharismidae.